AUGGCGGUGCGGCCGUGGUGGGUGGUGGCGGUGGCGCGGGCGUCGGCGGCGGGGUGGCAGCGCGUCGCGUGCAACCCGGAGACGCUCCCGCCCGACCGCGUCCUGGCCCUGCUCUGCUGCGGCCCGCUCCACCUCCUGCUGCGCUUCGCCGCCUUCCUCUGCGUCCCUUUCAUCCCCGCCCACCGCUUCGCCUCACCUCGGCGCCGCCGCGCGCAGCCGCAGCCGCACCGCCUCCUCCUGCUCCCGCCUCCGGAGCUGUUGCUAGCGCGGUACUCCCCUCCCCCUUCAUCGUCCUCCUCAUCAUCAUCAUCCGACGAGGAUGACGAAGACGACGACAUCGAGGACGGGGAUUUCAUUCGCCCUCACGUCGAUUGAGGUUGCUUAGGAAUAUUCGCUGGAAGAGAGCAAACUUCGGUCUUCAGUUUCAAAGAUUGAACACUUGCCUGCGGUACCUCACUCGAAACCAUCAGGCCUUCUAUCUCUCAGUCUUCAUGACCUAACAUUUUGAGGAUCAUCAUUGUUAAUAAGUUCAUUGUCAGUGUAUAUUAUUGCAUUGUAUAUAUAAUAUAAGUGAGACUCAUCACCAAGUAGUGGUGGUGAAAUGUCACCUGUGUAUUUGAAAGUCGGAACGCAAUUCCAAAUUUGAAUUGAAGAUGUUUGUGUUCAUAUGUGGAAAUAAUAAGGUCUCAUCAUUGCUA
Molecule: messenger RNA, 698 nt
Organism: Lolium rigidum
Lineage: Eukaryota; Viridiplantae; Streptophyta; Magnoliopsida; Poales; Poaceae
Exons: 2
Coding region: 1-375 (124 amino acids)
Source: RefSeq, a predicted model, not a curated record